Camelus dromedarius (Arabian camel) is the source of this 4326-nucleotide messenger RNA. RefSeq names its product sosondowah ankyrin repeat domain family member A (gene SOWAHA). The transcript has a single exon. NCBI's taxonomy places the organism in Eukaryota, Metazoa, Chordata, Mammalia, Artiodactyla, Camelidae. The record is from RefSeq and is a predicted model, not a curated record. Gene Ontology annotation, molecular function: protein binding. The coding region runs from base 466 to 2148 and encodes 560 amino acids.
CUGCGCCUUUAAUUCCCGAGUUGGGAGGGGCGGUGGAGAAUUUCCGCUCCCCUACUCCCACCGCGGCUGCCACCGCGGCGGCAGCUGUCACCUGUAAGGCGAGCACCGUGCGCAGGGGAUGGAGCCUGACGCCCAUUGGACAGAAUAUAAAGGCAGGAGCCUACCCCGAAGACUGGGGGCCCUGCGGGGCGGCGGCGGGCGGCGUGCGCCGCGGCCCCCAGCUCCUUUCUACAGGAGACACGCGGGGCCCGCGGCUCGAGCUUGACCAAGGUCCAGCUUCGGGGACACGCCCGUCACGCCUCGGUGAAAACAUUCAGGUGAGCCUGGCCGAGGCGGACGUGACUCCCGGAACCCCAGCUCCCGCACGUCCCAGCCGGCGCCGCGAAGUCCACCUGCCCAGCAACCCGGAACCGCGCGUCGGUGGGAGGGGGCGGACCCGGCUCCCCUGCGCGGCGGGGACUUACCAUGGCGCUGGCCGCUGCCGCGGCCGCCGCGGCCGCCGGGGUGAGCCAGGCGGCGGUGCUGGGCUUCCUACAGGAGCACGGUGGCAAGGUGCGCAACUCCGAGCUGCUAAGCCGCUUUAAGCCGCUGCUGGAUGCCGGCGACCCCCGCGGCCGCGCCGCCCGCAGAGACCGUUUCAAGCAGUUUGUCAACGACGUGGCCGUGGUGAAGGAGCUCGACGGCGUCAAGUUUGUGGUGCUGAGGAAGAAGCCGCGGCCCCAGGAUGGACCAGAGCACCUGCCCUCCUGCUUCCCCAGCAUCCCAGGGGCACCAGCCCCUCCGUCGAAGAUCACUUCCGUCUCACAAGAGGAAACUGCUGCCUCUGGGGCUCCAUCCUUGGCCUCAGCACAGAGUGGGGUGGAAUCACCAGAGGAUCCAGUCCUGCCGUCAGAGUGGCAGGAUACCCCCGGAGCUCUGGCCUCUGAACUCACUCAGCUGACAAGGGAGCUAUUGUUAGGCCCGAACGAGCAGUCAGGACCGCCCUCGGACCAGACCUCCGAGGGACUCUCUGCAGACAUGACCCCACCGUCUAGGGUAUCUACGGAGGCAGCCUUGCCCGACACGGAGCCGCCAGACCUGGAACCUGGGCCUGAGCCGACCAAAGGGCCGCCACCACCUACUCCGUGUGCGCCGCCGCAGAAGCCCUGCAUGCUGCCGGUGCGCUGCGUCCCGGGCCCCGCCGCGCUCCGGAUCCGGGCGGAGGAGCAGGGCUUGCGUCGGCAGCUGUCGGAAGAGCCCAGCCCUCGGAGCUCCCCGCUGCUGCUGCGGCGGCUCUCGGUAGAGGAGUCCGGCCUGGGCCUCAGCCCGGGUCCCGGCCGCUCCCCGCACCUGAGGCGUCUUUCGCGCGCCGGCCCGCGCCUGCUGAGCCCCGACACCGAGGAGGUACCCGCCGCACUGCCGCCGUCCGCCGUGCCCCUGGAGCCGGCCGAACACGAGUGGCUCGUGCGGGCGGCCGGGGGCCGCUGGACCCACCAGCUUCACGGACUGCUGCUGCGUGACCUCGGCCUGGCGGCCAAGCGCGACUUCAUGUCUGGUUUCACCGCCCUGCAUUGGGCAGCCAAGAGCGGCGACCUUGAGAUGGUGCAGCAGCUGGUGGAGGUCGCGCGGCGUGGGGGCGCGCGGGUCGACGUGAACGCGCGCUCAUACGGCGGUUACACGCCGCUACACCUGGCCGCCCUGCACGGCCACGAGGAUGCCGCGGUGCUGCUGGUUGUCCGCUUGGGUGCGCAGGUUCACGUGCGUGACCACAGCGGGCGGCGAGCUUACCAGUAUCUGCCGCCCGGCGCCUCUUACGCGCUUCGCCGCCUACUUGGCGACCCCGGCCUGCGAGGCUCUACCGAGCUCGAUGCGACAGGUGGUGGUAGUGGCAGUCUUGCGGCCCGGCGCCCGGUGCAGGUGGCCGCCACCAUCCUCAGUUCCACCACCAGCGCAUUUCUGGGCGUCCUGGCCGACGACCUGAUGCUCCAGGAUCUGGCUCGAGGCAUGAGGAAGUCGGGCUCCUUCAGCAAAUUCUUGGGUGCCUCGCCAAUGGCUCCUCGUAAAAAGACGAAGAUCCGCAGUACUCUGCCAGUCUUUUCUGAAAUCUCCCGUCGACCCAAUCCGGGGCCCUUGGCUGGUCUAGUGCCCAGCCUACCACCUGCAACCUGACGGUUCCCGAGGCUAUAGCUUGGUUGCUCCAACCGGGCCUGCCUCACAGUCUAAGCCUGCCCGAGAUGGCUGUCCAACAUCUUCGGCUCCAUCUUGUUUCCAGCUUUGUCCACUGUAGCCUGUUCUACGCAUGUGGGCCUAUGCCUUCAGCUUCUGUAUGAAGCUUGACCUUUCUCAGUGAUGGGAUUCAAGAUCUCAGUGAGAGCCUCCUUUGAAGAAUUCCAGAAGUCAGGCUUGAACUUUGGAAAUUCGAAAUUUAAGAUCAAAGUUAAGGGGCAGCAGCUGGUCUGGCCCCUGAAUGAGUUAACCCAAUGCUUCUGCAUCUAUACACUCCCAAGCCAGAAUUAGAGCUUUGUGUGAUGAUGGAUGUUUGUCUGCAUUAAGAUAUGUAGUGCUUUUGUAAUCCGAUGCUUUUAUCCUGUUUUUAAAUUGAAAUGAGGUAAAACAAUUUUCAUAAAGUAACCUUUUGAAAUUAUAUUUUUCCAAAAUGUUCACUUUUCAAUCUUUUGCUAAAUAUUUUGGAAUUCUAUUUAACAGGAAAAAAAAGAUGAUCAAGAUCUAAAGGAAAUUAGUCCCAACCAACAAAACCCUUGAAUGGUUAUCUACCUCAUUUUAGGCAAUCAAGAUUCUAGAGUCUUGAACACAGUCUUGAAAACAUUGUGAAUGUAAUUAAUUUCAGUUGUACUGUGAAUGCUAAAUAUUAGAAAACAAGUAUAUCUUGGGAGUAAAAGUGAUUUAACAAUAAGAGAAAAGAGACAUUUUGUCAAAUAUAUUUAAUUUGUGGUUGUCUUUAUGGUGAAAUAUAAACAUAUGUCUUUGGCACUGGUGCCUGGAUAUUUUAAUUUGGCAUGAAUAUUUAAUUUUUAGAGAAUGAUAUAUUUAGGAAUUGCACCAUUGUGCCAUGUUUCUGAAUCUGUGACUUUCAAAUCCAGCUGAGCCUUUCAGUGCAUUAGGUGAACAUUCAAAGAAAAAAAAAAUGUUUCUGCAUUACACCAGGAAAAUAACUGGUUAAAUAGUAAUAGAUAUAAUUAAGGAGCAACUAUUUUAUAUGAAGGUUCUGUACAAACAAAAAGUACAUGAUAUCCGUUUUAAAAUGCCAUCUGAAAGCAAACAACUUAUAGCAAAAUUAGAAAUGCAGAAUCUCUGCUCAGUUACCUUAGAGAGGCGUGGCUUAACUUCUCUGUAUCUUUGCUCCUAUUUGUAAUUGAGAAAGUUUUAGGUAUUGCCAAGAUUUCUCAGGUUCAACACAGUGUAAUUAUAAUGGCUCUUCAUCUAUUUUAAAGAUGUGGUAUCUAAAAACAAACAAACAAACAAACACACACACACACACCCAAGAAAGGGAGGGUAGGUGUAGCUCAGUGGUGGAGCACAUGCUUAGCAUGCAGGAGGUCCUGGUUCAAUCCCUAGUACCUCCAUUAAAAACAAAACAACUCCUUUAAGGGAGGCAUCAGACGUUUUAUUUCCUUUGAAUUGCCAAGGCUAGGAACUCUCUUAACCUUUAACACAGAUUACUGGACUUCUCUUAACUAAUCAAAAUAAGAUGACAUAAUAUGGUAAUAAGAAGAAGGAAUCUGACUUCGGGCAGAAAGGAAGCAACUACUCUGUUUUAUUUAAAACAGAAGGUGUAGUGGUCCCUCAAACAUGGCUUGAUCAGGGUCAGUUGUGAAUGAGGUGAUGUGUUUCCACUUCUCCAUCCCUCUCUCUAUUCUAGGCUCUCCCUCAGCCUGCUUCAGUCUACCACUAACUCUUCAAACUCUUAGGUUGUCACCUCCUUUUGUGUGAGAGAAAAAAGACUUGAUGGAUAAAAACAUAAACUUACUUUGUUGACUACUGAAUUCAUCAUUCUGUGAAAACCUUUCACUUUGUGAAUGUGUGAAUAAAAUCUGUUAUUAAAAAAAAAAGACAAAACAAAACAACAACAAAACCAACAAAAAACCACACACACAUAAAGAUGUGGAAUCUAUUUGCUCAACCAAUCUAUUUUAUAUCAUAUUGUGAUAAUACUCUGCUUUUGCAAGUUGUGUUUGCAUGUCAUUAGUUAUACCAAAUCAUUUUUGUGGCACAAUACAGUGGGCCUCCUCUCCCAUAUAUAUAUCAGUAAGGCCUCUGAAAUUAUUUAAGGCAGUCCUUCAUGGAAUGUUUUGAUUUAAGCAAUGAAAUAAACAGUCUCCCACUUUG